UCCAAACACACCGCCAGGGACAGUAGCGAGCCGGCCUGCCCAUUUUAAAAGGUGUCAUCGUUUUUAUCCAAAAAGUUGUGGUUUAUGGGUCAUUUAUAUGUCGAGGCUUCCGCAGAUGUCCCAGCUCGUGAUUUAGGGGGUCUUUCUCUCUGUACAAUCGGACGGAGGGUCCACUCCUCUCAGACGUAGCACUGCCCCCUACAGUCUUGGCGAGCGGCUGUUACUACGGAGACGUUACUGAUAAGUCAAGUGACCUCAGUCUAAAGUCUGUAAAGAGGGGGAAGAACAAUGAUGGACAACACGGCAGGCUGACCUGGAGUGUGUGUGUGCGCUGAACAAUGUCUGACUGAGGAGCUAUUAUUCAGUAGUUUGCAUGGAAGAAAGAAACGGUCUGGGGACAUGACUCCUAAGAAGCCCCAGGAAUGGCUACAAGUGGUGGGACAUGCAGGGAGCUUUCAUGUCGGGGAUUAUGGUACGCUGCUGAAGAGGUUCUGUAAAGGGGAGCAACAGUGCUAUCUGAGUCUAAUGGACGACUCUUUGAGGCCCUUUGUUCCCGCCUACCAUGGAGUGGUGCAGCGGGACAAUCAGGAUUACAACGUGAUAGAUAACUUACUGACCCAUUUCAAUGCACCUGCAAUCAUGGACUGCAAAAUGGGCACCCGCACAUACCUCGAGGAAGAGCUGCUGACGUCCCGAGAACGACCACAGCUUCGUCAUGACAUGUACGAGAAGAUGGUGGCUGUGGACCCAGAGGCCCCGACCGACCAGGAACGAGCCCAGCAGGCAGUGCUGAAAACCAGGUACAUGCAGUGGAGGGAGACGCUGAGCUCCACCACAAGUCUAGGGUUCCGUAUCGAGGGAUUCAAGAAGGCAAACGAAGAGUGUAACACAAAUUUCAAAAGGACCAGAACCAAAGAGCAAGUGACAGAGGCGCUUCAGAACUUUGUUGAGUCCAAUACACACAUAGUGUGGGAGUAUCUGAGGCAUUUGAAGCAACUGCGGGACGUCUUGGAGACAUCUGACUUCUUCAGAACACACGAGGUUGUGGGAAGCUCCUUGUUGUUUCUGCACGACUGGACAGGCAGAACAGGCGUCUGGAUGAUUGACUUUGGAAAGACGGUGGCCCUGCCGCCUCCCCUCACCUUGGACCACCGCAGUCCCUGGGUGGAGGGCAACCGAGAAGAUGGCUACCUGUGGGGUCUGGACAACCUCAUCGAUAUACUGGCCAACAUGCUGUCACUGUCUGAACCGCCAGUGUAAAAACCCAUGGGCUCAAACCGCCACUCAAGUGAAUGAUUUCACUUGGAUUAGCGUUGAUGUAAAGAUGCAACUGCUGUUUGCAUCAAAUAAAUACUUACUAAUUGAUAGAAAGGAUUAGUGGUGAUUUACAGGAGCUUAGUACGUUACUAUUGAGUAUUUUCAUUUUUUUUGCAUCAGAGCAAAGCACAAACAUGGUCCCAGUCUCAGCAGAAAACCAUGAAAUUACUUUUAACGGCUUAAAUUAAAUUUGAAAAAAUAUAUAUGGAGGAUUUAAAAUUGGCCCUAAGCCAAAAACAUGGUGCUAAAAUAUGGUCAAGAGGUAAAAAUUGGGCUGUUAGUUAUUUAAUUCUAAAUGAUUAGAAUUAAAUUAGUUACAUGUAUGUUUAAAUACAAAACACAGUGGCAUCAGACCCCGGCUGUUUACUACAAUAAACAAAGAAAUUAUGUCUUCUAAACAUUAACCUAGUCAGUACUAUCACUAUAAAGACCCCCUUUCACCUUUGAGUUUGUAAGUAGCGUGUUUUCUUGUUUUUAUAAUGCAGAGCUGUUGACAGUAACUAAAUAUUGUAUCUCUUUGUCAUAUUGCUGUUUUUUUGGUGGUGGUGGUUACGAACUAAAUGGAAAUCAGCUUUUCUGAAUCAUGAUGGUUGAUGGUGUUUACUUUUUUAUUCUUGGUUUGGCAUUUUUUGCAUGUCUGCCAUUUUUGAAUCAGUCAAAAACACCAGACUGACAAUUUAACUGUUAAAAUGAGCUUUUUGAACUAAAUUGCAUAUUCUUAUGAAAUCCAAUUAAAAUGUGUCAUUGAACGUGAAAAGGAAAUACUAUAAUUAUGUAUUUUUUAUCACUGUCAUGUUCCAAUGUAAGGCAUCAGCAGAUUCAUGGAAAUCAUUGCUUAUAUACAGUCAUUAAAAUGUGUAAACGUGA
Molecule: messenger RNA, 2184 nt
Organism: Betta splendens (Siamese fighting fish)
Lineage: Eukaryota; Metazoa; Chordata; Actinopteri; Anabantiformes; Osphronemidae
Gene: itpkca
Product: inositol-trisphosphate 3-kinase Ca
Exons: 8
Coding region: 400-1260 (286 amino acids)
Biological process (GO): inositol phosphate biosynthetic process
Cellular component (GO): cytoplasm; nucleus
Molecular function (GO): inositol-1,4,5-trisphosphate 3-kinase activity; inositol tetrakisphosphate kinase activity
Source: RefSeq, a predicted model, not a curated record